CGACUCAAUGACAGGUUGCUCAUCUAUUCAUAAUUGGUAUUGAAUAUAGUGACUGUCGAGCGCGUUUGUUGAAGUGGUACGUCACAGUCAUCGGCAGUGUGUUAGUAUGCUGAUUAAAGUGAAAACGUUAACUGGCAAAGAAAUUGAAAUCGAUAUUGAACAAACUGACAAAGUUGAACGAAUCAAAGAAAGAAUUGAAGAAAAAGAAGGCAUACCACCACAACAACAACGAUUGAUUUUUUCCGGUAAACAAAUGAAUGAUGAGAAACUUGUCCAGGAAUACAAAAUGCAAGGUGGUUCAGUAAUACAUUUAGUACUUUCGUUGCGUGGAGGUCUAUGAUUUGUAUUUCUGUUCAUUAAUGGAACCAGAUGAAAUCACAUGCUUUUGUAUUAUAUUACAAAUAUGAAGGGGACGAGGCUUUUUGAGUUCUCGUUCCAUAUCUUUUCCAUUGUUUCUGUCGUGACUUAUUCCCUUCAUAAUUAUUUUAGGUGAUAUCUGAUCUUCGCCUAUGUAUAUGUUUUAAAUUACAUUAUCAAAUACAAUCUCCCACGUUGUA
Messenger RNA from Schistosoma curassoni, 557 nucleotides. NCBI's taxonomy places the organism in Eukaryota, Metazoa, Platyhelminthes, Trematoda, Strigeidida, Schistosomatidae. The record is from the annotation of a GenBank genome assembly.